Trichoderma reesei QM6a is the source of this 871-nucleotide messenger RNA. RefSeq lists its product as uncharacterized. The record is from RefSeq and is a predicted model, not a curated record. NCBI's taxonomy places the organism in Eukaryota, Fungi, Ascomycota, Sordariomycetes, Hypocreales, Hypocreaceae. The annotation marks the transcript as partial. The transcript is spliced from 2 exons.
AAUUGCCCUCGAAAAUGCAGUCACGAGCACUUCUGGCAAAGGGCAUCAGGGCUGCAUACGCGCACUGAAUCACCAAGCAGACGACUACUAAGAGUGGCUCUGAAGAACGGAAAGGGAUCGGAAUAACCCUCCUCGCGGCGUGCUUCAAGGAAGACAAAGAUCGAGGCCGCUAUCGUCGUUAUCGCCUCGGUCUCCCUCCAGCUUUCCAAGCAUCAACGAAACCUCGAAACGCCAGGCCUCUUCUUGUCAUACCAUUACACAUAAACAGCAUUAGCAUUUGCUUCAUCCUCUAUUCAAGAUGAGCAGGUCAGGCGGCGUCCCCAACGCCUGGGACGACGACUGGGAAACCCAGGCCGACCGCGAACGCACCGAGCGCAACAACGCAAAAGAGCCGCAAGUCGCGCCGCAGCCCAGCAUGAGCCGACAAGAGCGCCUGCAGCAGCACGCCGAAGCGAACCGGAAGCUAUGGGAAUCAGCCGACUCCCCGGAAACGCUGUACCACGUCGAAGCAAGCGGCGGCGUCCCCCUGACCGCAUCCUUCAAGCCCCAGGUAAAGGUCCUCAGCCGCAAGCCCGUCGUCGCCAAGCGGAACCCUUCUGCCGCGGGCGGCGCGUCCCUCGGCGGCGAUGGCGACGACGAGGACGACUUGCGGUCGGGACAGCAGGCGCAGAUGACGCCUGAGGAGAUCCGCGCCAAGCAGAAGCGCGACCGCGAGGAGAAGCAGCGGCGGUACGACGAGGCGCGGGCCAAGAUCUUUGGGGAAUCGGCGCCCUCGUCGAGGGGGUCGUCGCCGGGGGGCACGGGAGGGACCGUGACGCCGCCGAGGACGGAGGGGAGGGGGGCGUAUCGCGGCAGGGGGAGGGGACGAGGA